AUGUCUCACUCCAGCUUGAGGUAUCGGUCACCCCCAAUCAAGCAACAUCAUGUGUACCGAUUGCCUGAAAGGAAGAAUCAAGCUCACUCCUCCUCUCCAGAUCGAUACAUCCCUAAUCCACCUUAUAUCGCUGCAAACAAGAGUUACCAUUGGUCGGUAUCACAAGCACAAAUCAGCUACCAGCGUGUUCGAUCUGAUGAAGAUCAUCGAUCGGUCUCGCAUGUUCAACCCCCCCAUCGUCAACGUUUUUCUCAUCGUCAGGACUGUUUCAAUCAAUCAGUCUCACGUCCGAUCACUUAUUUUCAUCAAGAUCAGAUGUCAAUCCCAGCACCUUCUGAUCAAUCCAGCUCAACUGCAGUGGAACGUUAUCCUAUGGAUCAGUCAGCUACAACUUUAAAUUUACAUUGUUUGGAUUCACAUGUUCCUCACUGUUAUCACCCAUAUGCAAAUCAUCAACAUCAUCACAUCAAAAUUAGAAAACCUUUGGACCAACAGCGAUCCCCUUGUCUGCCGGCUUCCAAGUUAACCGUGCAAGGCAAUGAUCCGAUUCCUGCAAAUCAACUAAAAAUCGAUCGAUACAUGCCUCUUGCCCGAGCCGAUUGCUACAGACCUGUCUAUUCUAGCCAUGUGCAGCCAAGGGGUCAAUGGGGUCCCUUGGAUAUCACUUCCGAUCAAAUCCCAAGGGGUCAAUGGGGUCCCUUGGAAUCAGUAGCCAGAAGAUCCACCAAACAAGACAAUCUGCUCAGCGAACGCCAGAAACGCAAUUUGAAGAUUUUCCCCCGAAUAUACAACCCUUACUUUACUGAAGAGACCAACCCGCAUGUCAAACCAUUCAUCCUCCAGCUCAACCUCAAUGCCGAAAAACCAUUCAUCAUCCAGCCAGCCAACUUUUCUUCCCACCGUGUGGUUGCCACCAACAAUACUGGGUCACAAACCCUUUUCUUUCUGGAGUUCCAUCCUCUCAAUCCUACCGAUCCAUCUAAGAAAGCAGUUGUCAAAAACCUUGGCAAAAUAAUAUCAAAUCUGUACUUCAUGGGUAACAAUCGACAGGAUAUCCAUCCCCGCACCAUGGAAACUGGUAUUAUGAAAGGUGUUGGCUUUCGCCCUGGCUCUGAUCGGGGUUCCACUGCCGGUACAUAUGCACGUCAAAAAAAUCUUUCUCAAAAAAUUUUGGAGCUGGACAACUAUUGUUGGGAUCAGUUAGGUGAUCAUAAUCAAUUCUUAUGCAACCGAGUACGGCAUUUUUCCAAACAAUCUUUCAAGGACAAUGCCGAAAUAAUCGAGUCUUUUGGAAUCCCCAGCUGGUCCAACAGCGAAUGGAAUGACUUCGAACAGGAAACUAAUGGGAUUUUUUCGAGUGUGAUCACAACUCAUUCAGAUUUUUCAAAUGAACCCCACAUGGAUGAAGACUCAAAUCCGUGGACUUAUGGCUUGUUUAGCUACAUCAACCGAUCAACUGGAAAACCUGUCUUGCCUCCAUCUUCUGUCCCCGGUCAUGCCUUCCGAUUUCCAGACUUCAACUGUCAAAUUGACUUUGGGAUGUCCCCCGGUAUAAUUGAGCUGUUAUGGGCAAGUAACUCUUUGAAGCACCACACUCUACAUCCACCCCCUUCAUUGAAAUCAACUGCAGAAAUCACACAUUCCGGAACUUCCUUUCAGAUUUGCAAACGUUUAGUAGAUAGAGCUAUCAAAUUAAAAGAAAAAUCAGCUGAAGAAAGAGCAAAGAAAACAUUGUGCCGAGAAAAAAGACAGGUGAAAGAGGCCAAACAGGCUCAAAAAAAGAAAUAG
This is a messenger RNA of Puccinia graminis f. sp. tritici CRL 75-36-700-3, 1788 nucleotides long. RefSeq lists its product as uncharacterized. The record is from RefSeq and is a predicted model, not a curated record. Lineage: Eukaryota; Fungi; Basidiomycota; Pucciniomycetes; Pucciniales; Pucciniaceae. The transcript is spliced from 2 exons. The coding region runs from base 1 to 1788 and encodes 595 amino acids.